UAAAACUAAGAGAGCAAAAAGAUUUCUUGAGAAGAGAGAACCCAAACUUAAAGAAAAUACAAAAAAUGCUAUGCUCAUAAAAGGAGGAAAUGCGAACUUAACAGUGACUGAAGUGCUUAAAGACAUUUAUGCUGUGAAGAAGCCUUUUGCUGUACUGUAUAAAAAGAAAAAUAUUACUAGGCCUUUUGAGGAUCAAACAUCAUUGGAAUUUUUUUCCAAGAAAUCAGAUUGUUCUUUGUUUCUGUUUGGCUCUCAUAACAAGAAGCGGCCUAACAACCUGAUAAUAGGUCGCAUGUUUGACUAUCACGUCCUAGACAUGAUUGAGCUAGGCAUUGAGAAGUUUGUAUCCCUAAAAGAUGUCAAGAACAGUAAAUGUCCUGAAGGAACAAAACCUAUGUUGAUAUUUGCUGGUGACAUGUUUGAUGUAAAUGAAGAAUACAGAAGACUGAAGAGCCUUCUUAUUGAUUUCUUCAGAGGUCCUAGUGUGCCCAGUAUUCGUCUGGCUGGUUUAGAGUAUGUUUUGCAUUUCACAGCUGUAGAGGGGAAGAUUUACAUGCGAAGCUAUAAGGUGCUUCUGAAGAAAUCUGGCUGUAAAAUACCAAGAAUUGAACUGGAAGAGAUGGGACCUUCAUUAGAUCUGGUUAUGAGGAGGACACAUUUAGCUUCAGAUGACCUUUAUAAGCUGUCUUUAAAACAACCAAAAGCCCUGAAGCCUAAGAAGAAAAAGAAUAUCUCCCAUGAUGUGUUCGGUACAACUUAUGGGCGAAUCCACAUGCAGAAGCAAGAUCUUGGUAAACUGCAGACACGAAAAAUGAAAGGGUUAAAAAAGAGGCCAGCAGAGAAGUCAGCUGAAGAUGGUGGGGUUAGUCCCAAAAAGUCAAAAUCAGCUUGAUAGUCUGGAACAGCUUUGAAAACUCUUUGUACCUUCAAAUUUAGUAUGUAUAUUGUAAUAUAAAUGUGUCAGACAUAAAAGAUUCAGCUGCUGUUAGCUUUAGUUUUAUAAAAAAAUCUUUUUAAUGAUUUGUCAUUUUAAAGGGAACAUGCGGGUAUUGAGCUUUAACAUGGAACUUGGUUAUUUAAAAUACAAAAUGUGAUAAAACUUGCUUAGUUUUCCGAAGCUGAGUAUUUAUUAUCUUGGUGUUAGCAAACAUAUGCUAGUCAAGCAGGUGACUCAUUUCCCGAACAGUUUUAUGGCUAUUAUGUUGGGAACCCUCGAUCAGUCAACUCCUCUUAUAAAUUCUGCGCCGGACCAGAGUAAUGUAUAUGCAUAACAUACGCAGCACAACUUCUCUGUUCGUUUAUUGUUUAUGUAUUUCAGGUUUUGCACAACUCAAUAAACUAGAAACCAUUUUCUAAAGUG
Molecule: messenger RNA, 1360 nt
Organism: Aptenodytes forsteri (emperor penguin)
Lineage: Eukaryota; Metazoa; Chordata; Aves; Sphenisciformes; Spheniscidae
Gene: RPF2
Product: ribosome production factor 2 homolog
Exons: 9
Coding region: 71-892 (273 amino acids)
Biological process (GO): ribosomal large subunit assembly; maturation of LSU-rRNA from tricistronic rRNA transcript (SSU-rRNA, 5.8S rRNA, LSU-rRNA)
Cellular component (GO): nucleolus
Molecular function (GO): rRNA binding
Source: RefSeq, a predicted model, not a curated record